AAUUGAAAUAGAAGGCUCUAGAACCCACGUACCUGUACUACGCAGUGCAUACCAAAUAAAGAGUAGGGCUCCCACAUCCUCCAUUUCCGUUUCUAGAUUUUUCUUUUUUUCUUUGAGAAUCUACAGUCUACUUCUCUACACUCAAUCUUUUUCUCUCUCGUUAGGCUUGUUUGGUUUUCGUGCUUUUCUGAAAAAAUGGACGAGGAUUUCGAUAUGCCACCGCCGGAGGAGAUGAACGACGACUUUGAUCUGCCCGGCGAAGCUCCCGUUCUCAAGGUUGGCGAGGAGAAGGAGAUCAGCAAGCAAGGCUUGAAGAAGAAGCUCCUCAAGGAAGGUGAAGGCUGGGACAACCCUGACAAUGGCGACGAGGUUGAAGUUCAUUAUACGGGGACUUUGCUCGAUGGAACUCAGUUCGAUUCUAGCCGUGACAGGGGGACGCCGUUCAAGUUCACUCUUGGACAAGGGCAAGUCAUCAAAGGCUGGGACCAAGGUAUUGUAACAAUGAAGAAAGGUGAAAAUGCUCUUUUCACAAUUCCUCCGGCACUAGCUUAUGGAGAGUCUGGAUCCCCUCCAACUAUUCCUCCCAAUGCCACAUUGCAAUUUGACGUGGAGUUGCUCUCAUGGACUAGUGUGAAGGACAUAUGCAAGGAUGGUGGUAUAUUCAAAAAAAUUCUUACUGAAGGAGAGAAAUGGGAGAAUCCAAAAGACCCUGAUGAAGUGUUAGUUAACUUUGAGGCUCGGCUUGAGGAUGGAACACUCAUUGCAAAAUCGGAUGGCGUUGAAUUCACUGUCAGAGAGGGUUAUUUCUGCCCUGCAUUGUCAAAGGCUGUUAAAACAAUGAAGAAGGGAGAGAAGGUGCUUCUAACUGUGAAACCACAAUAUGCCUUUGGGGAGAAAGGCAAACCAGCCACUGGUAAUGAAGGGGUCGUUCCACCUAAUGCGACUCUGCAAAUCACUCUAGAAUUGGUGUCAUGGAAAACUGUCACAGAAGUAACUGAUGACAAAAAGGUCAUUAAGAAGAUCCUGAAGGAGGGUGAGGGAUAUGAGCGUCCAAACGAUGGAACUCUUGUGAAAGUGAGAUUGAUUGGGAAGCUGCACGAUGGUACAGUAUUUCUGAAGAAAGGACAUGGUGAUGGAGAAGAUAUUUUUGAGUUUAAAACAGAUGAAGAGCAAGUUAUUGAUGGGCUUGAUAGAGCUGUCUUAACAAUGAAGAAGGGUGAGGUGGCACUCUUGACCAUUGCUCCUGAAUAUGCAUUUGGUUCAUCCGAGUCCCAUCAGGAGUUGGCAGUGGUACCGCCUAACUCUACUGUUUACUAUGAGGUCGAGCUGGAAUCUUUUGUCAAGGAGAAGGAGUCGUGGGAUAUGUCCACUGAGGAGAAAAUUGAAGCGGCAGGUAAGAAGAAGGAAGAAGGAAACGUUUUAUUCAAGCUGGGUAAAUAUGAGAGAGCUUCCAAGAGAUACGAGAAGGCUGUGAAGUACAUCGAGUAUGAUACCGCCUUUAGUGAAGAGGAUAAGAAAAAGGCCAAGACCUUGAAAGUUGCAUGCAAUCUCAAUAAUGCAGCUUGCAAGUUGAAGCUGAAAGAUUACAAACAGGCUGAAAAAUUGUGCACUAAGGUAUUAGAAACUGAGAGUAAAAAUGUGAAGGCGCUGUAUAGAAGAGCUCAGGCAUAUAUUCAGCUGGCAGAUUUGGACUUAGCUGAGCUAGACAUCAAGAAAGCUCUUGAGAUUGACCCUGAUAACAGGGACGUGAAGUUGGAGUACAAAGCCUUGAAGGAGAAAAUGAAAGAAUACAAUAAGAAGGAGGCCAAGUUUUAUGGCAACAUGUUUGCGAAGAUGACUAAAUUGGAGUCUGCCUAAUCAAAU
Ziziphus jujuba (common jujube) is the source of this 1863-nucleotide messenger RNA. RefSeq names its product peptidyl-prolyl cis-trans isomerase FKBP62. Gene Ontology annotation, molecular function: protein binding; peptidyl-prolyl cis-trans isomerase activity. NCBI's taxonomy places the organism in Eukaryota, Viridiplantae, Streptophyta, Magnoliopsida, Rosales, Rhamnaceae. The coding region runs from base 196 to 1857 and encodes 553 amino acids. The transcript is spliced from 12 exons. The record is from RefSeq and is a predicted model, not a curated record.